Molecule: messenger RNA, 165 nt
Organism: Plasmopara halstedii
Lineage: Eukaryota; Oomycota; Peronosporomycetes; Peronosporales; Peronosporaceae
Exons: 2
Coding region: 1-165 (54 amino acids)
Source: RefSeq, a predicted model, not a curated record
AUGAAGGCUUAUAUAGCCUCAUCUCGACCAACGCAAGAUCAAAAGCAAAUUUGCUUCGCUGGUAGCGACCCCAUUGGUCCCCGGAAGGUUAAGCUAGACCACGACUCCCCAGGACAUGAAUUGGCUAUGUGUAUCUUGUUUUUGGGCAAAAUAAAAAUCAAAUAG